AAAAAAAAAAAGGUUUACCAGCGACAGUCGGGCGAAUGUUUACCGAGCAAAGCGCAGAGUGGUGGUGCGGAAAGUGACAGUCACACUGGAGGUUCGGCGUACAUGGUGAAACACAGGUGAUUUCUUUGCUUCCACGGUUGCAUUUUACAGCGGCAUGUUCACUCGAAGGGGGCAUGGAGACGUCAAGAAAUCUACACAGAAAGUUCUGGACCCAAAGAAGGAUGUUCUGACCCGGCUCAAACACCUCCGGGCGCUGAUAGAUAUUAUCGACAAGAGUGAACUUAAAGCAUUCUUUGAGAGCAACUCCUCACAGAUUUAUUUUAUCUUCUAUGAAAAUUUCAUUACACUGGAAAGCAACUUAAAACAAAAAGGGAUCAAAUCUCAAAGGGAGGAGCUGGACUCUAUCCUUUUUAUUUUUGAAAAAAUUCUGCAACUUCUGCCUGAGAAAAUCUACAACAAAUGGCAGUUUCACAGUAUAGGUUCUAUUCUGAAAAAACUUCUACACACUGGAAAUUCAUUUAAAAUCCGCUGUGAAGGAAUCCGUCUGUUCCUGCUGUGGCUGCAGGCACUAAGGGACAGCUGUGCUGAGGAGCAGUACCUUAUAUUUGCCUGUCUAAUUCCAGGAUUCCCUGCUGUUCCCUCUUCUAGAGGACCCUGCACACUUGACACUAUCAUUUACAACCCUUUUUCUAACCCACCAGAUGCCAAGGUUGUGCCUGAGGAGAUUACACCACUGGUUCCAGCAGUGAUGGGAGAAAAAACUGCAGAUGACCUGACCUGUUACAUCCUUGAAACAUUGCUCAAGUAUAUGGUUAUUCAGGCCUCCAGUUUAGAAUGGAAAAACAAAGAAAAUCUCGACACAGGCUUCAGGUUUCUCUUCAGUCUUUUCAAGAAAUACUACCUUCCCCAUUUAUUCCCUUCCUUCAGCAAACUCACAAAUCUCUACAAGCCUUUAUUAGAGCUUCCCCAUCACAGACCAAAACCCUUGUAUGUACCAGUAACGCGGAACAAUGAGAGCACUUUCUGCACGAGGGACCAGUACCUGGCACCCAGAGUAGCCUUCAUCACCUGGCUGGUCACUUUCUUCCUGGAGAAGAAGUACGUCAGCAGUGCUGCUGCGGCGCAGAGCGCCAGAAACGGCACAGAGGUCAUUCCCAAACUCAUCCAGACUGUCACUGCAGGCAGUAGCAGCCAGGAGAAGGAGAAAGAUAAGACAUCUGAUGGGGAUACAAUCGGGCCAGCAGGGGACACUGAAAAGAGCCACUCCAACAGCAGCACGCUGUCUGAUCGACGGCCAAGUGAUUCCAGUUUGUGUAGCAUCGAGGAGGAGUACAAACAAGUUUAUGACAUGGUGCAUUCCAUUCUGUUGUCCACCAGGGACAAUGUCAAUUUUGUCAACGAGGUCUUCCACCAGGCUUUCCUGUUGCCAUCUUGUGAAGCUUCAGCAACCAGGAAGGUGAUUAAAGUGUACAGAAAGUGGCUCCUGCAAGAGAAGCCCACCUUCAUGUCAGAGCCUGAUAAAACUACACCGGAAGAUGAAGUGGAUGAUGGCUCAGAGCGGGUCAACUCAGAGACAAACAACAUACAUGUACAAGCAAAAAUCACAGUGUUCCUGACCAACUCGUCAAAUGUGUUCCUGUUGGAGCCAUGCCAUGAUGUACCUAAACUACUGGAAAACCAAGUUGAGGUGUGCAAGAAUGUUCUCAGCAUCUACCGACACAUGAUCAUGGAGCACAGCAUGAGUAUGCAGACAUGGGAACAGAUGCUACAAGUACUACUGAGGAUCACAGAGGCUGUGAUGAAGAGGCCACAUGAAAACCAAAGAAAAGACAGUUUUGCUGAAAGUUUAGCAUCCUUACUUUUUAGGACUAUUAUUGUGGCAUGGGUACGAGCAAACCUCUGUGUAUUCAUCUCUCGGGAGCUUUGGGACGAGCUGCUGGCAGUACUUUCCUCUCUUACCUGCUGGGAAGAGCUGGUGACAGAGUGGGCCAGCAUCAUGGACUCACUGACGGCUGUGCUGGCACGCUCUGUGUAUUGCUUAGACAUGGCCAACUUGCCUUUGGACAAACUCAGCGAACAGAAAGAAAAGAAGCAGAGAGGACGUGCCAAGCGAAGCCAGUCCAUCAGCAACUGUGUCCAUCUUUACGAGGCUUUGCCCACUACUAAAAGUGUUCCUAUGCUGCUCCACACUGUGAGCUCUUUCUUGCCUGGUAUCUCUUCUGGUAAUUCUGCUUGUUCUCAUAGACUCUCAGAUCUGGAGGAGGGCCAGCUUUCAGAAUGUGGGGGGGAAGAGGAGCUGGGAGGCAGGGAGAGCCCUCUGCCACGUAGCAGCAGCACCUCAGACAUCACCCAGCAGCUGUCUGACACUUUACCAGAUCAAAAGAGGGAGUACUCUCCUACAUCUUGUGGUUCUGAGGGCAGGACGGAGAGCAACGAACCCCCAGUGAUCCUCAUUCGACGAAGCAGCAGUCCAGCUGAGACUGAGUGCAGCACUGAAGGACACUCAAACCUCAGACACAAACUCAGAGAUAAAAGUGAAAGUGUGAGUAGUGAGACAUCCAAUGGCUACCUCAAUGAAGCUGAAGUUACCUGGCAGGCGUUUGACGAGGAGGCUGACACACAUUCAACACAGUCUGCUCACAUGGAUGUUACAGCGGAUCCCCAGAGCCAGGGCAAUCUGCUGCUCAGCCACAACGAGGCUCUGGCAGGUUCUGAGUGUGCCUUCCCUCCCCACUCUGCACCUCCCUACCUCCACCACAAUUACCACUAUCACUACCCCCAGAACCCCCCAGCUUCACCAGCCCUGCUGGUGCACACAGAGUACCCCCUGGAUGACAACAUGCAUCAGUCUGUCUUACAUAUGACACACAACUUGGACAGUAGUGAGUGCCUCGCYGAUGAUGUCAGCAUCAUCGCUGGAGGGACCUUGACAGGCUGGCAUCCUGAUUCUGCUUUUGUCCUAUGGAGGAGAAUUUUGGGAAUCUUGGGAGAUGUCAACAAUAUCCGAUGUCCUAAAAUCCACGCCAAGGUUUUCUCUUACCUCUAUGAACUCUGGCACAAACUGGCCAAGAUCCGAGACAACCUUGGGAUCAGUGUGGAUAAUCAGUCCUCUCCUCCUCAGCCAUUAUUCAUCCCUCCUCUUCGAAUGCUUGCUUCCUGGCUCUUCAGGGCGACCAUGCUGCCAGCAGAGUACAAGGAUGGCAAACUGCAGGCUUACAAGCUGAUCUGCGAGAUGAUGACCAGGCACCAAGAUGUGCUUCCCAACAGCGAUUUCUUGGUUCACCUUUACUACAUCAUGCACAAGGGCUUCAUCAGCGAUGACCAGGAUGUUUUGAACACAAUCAUUCGAUCCUGCUCUCCUCGGUUCUUUUUCCUUGGCCUCCCGGGUUUUACUAUGCUGCUUGGAGAUUUUAUCACUGCUUCUGCCCGCAUCCUCACUUCAGAAUCCCCUGAGGCUCCACGGAUAGAGGCUCAGACCAUCUUGGGCUCCCUUGUAUGUUUCCCCAACCUUUACCUCCAGAUCCCUAUUCUGCAGCAUAUACCUGGCUCUAAUGGCAUCCAUAUAGGCAAUGAAGACAUCAAGGAUUAUCUGAUCAACAUCCUACUGGAAGCAGCCACAAAAGAACCCAGUGAAGGAGCCAGAUGCAUUGCUGUGUGCAGCUUGGGUCUGUGGGUGUGUGAGGAGUUAAUGCAAAAGGAAAUCCACCACCAGGUUAAAGAUGCCAUCAAUGUUCUGGGAGUAACACUAAAGUUUGGGAACAAGGCCGUGGCUCAAGUUGCCUGUGACAUGUUUCACCUGCUGAUCUGUCACUGGGAACAUCUGCAGAGGCUGGAGCCCACUCUCCCAAAGAAAAUCAUUGAGAUCUUUGUGGCCACAAUAGCCUUUUUGUUGCCAAGCGCAGAGCACUCAACGGUGGAGGCAGACAAAAAGUUAUUGGUGUCACUGCUGCUCUGUCUGUUGGACUGGUGUAUGGCUGUUCCUCUGAGUCUGCUGCUAGAACCCACCACUAUGUCGUCACUGGAGCACCACUCAUCUCACAAGGUCCCACUGCUGGAUUACAUCUACAGGGUGCUGCACUGCUGUGUGUCUGGCUCCAAUCUGCACACCCAACAGAGCCACUAUCUUCUCAGUUUGUCAGACUUGUCCAGUGACUAUGACCUCAUGUUAGGGCAGGUUAAGAGUUUUGAUCCACCGCCAUCACAAACGAACACAGCAGACUUUGGCAACCUUCUCACAGUAGCAGAGGAAAAGCGUCGUCGGAACWUGGAGCUGAUACCUCUGACAGCACGGAUGGUCAUGACUCACCUGGUGAACCAUCUUGGCCAUCAUCCUCUGAGCGGCGGCCCCGCUCUCCUACACAGUCUUGUGAGUGAAAAUCACGACAACCCUUACGUGGAGUCGUCUGAGCUGUCCUCUGAGGUCUUCAAAAGCCCCAACCUGCAGCUGUUUGUCUUCAAUGACAGCACUUUGGUGUCCUACCUUCAAAUCCCUGCAGAGACACCCACUGUUGGUCAGCUCCCUCACCCUUCCUCACAAGUUCGGGUCAUUGUCAGAGAUAUCUCUGGGAAAUACUCUUGGGAUGGCACCAUCUUAUAUCGCACCACGCAGGAUGAUUCUGAUGAUGUGGGGGUCUUUCCUUCAGUUGACGACCCUCUUUUACCAACUUCUAGCACACAUGGCAGAAAAUCUCCCUCCUCCCCAAUAAAAGAACAAUUCAAAAGUAAUUUUUCAACCUCCCUCUCGAGCUGCUGUGAAGAUGAUGAGAUUGAUGUUUUGGAUAAGCUUUUGGAGGACCUCAGUCACAGCAGCCCAGAAUGCCUCUCUCAACCCCAGCUCAGGCUGAAUCAGCCAGCUCCAUCUCCUCAUGGCAUGAACUUGGAACAGGAAAACGCCAUACUGGAGGCCAUUCUCCGUCAGACUCAACAGGAGGAGGAGCAAGUUAGGAAGUGGGAUGCUGAUGUAAGCUUUCGGGCUGCCUGCCAGAGGAAACCCUCCCGCCAGGAACCAAAAGCUCCUUUCUACUUUUGCCGACUGCUGCUUAAUGAUCUUGGCAUGAACUCAUGGGAACGCAGAAAAAGCUUCCAUUUGCUGAAGAAAAACUCUAAACUUUUAAGGGAGCUGAAGAACCUGGACUCCAGGCAGUGUCGAGAAACACACAAGAUUGCUGUAUUCUACAUUGGCGAAGGCCAAGAAGACAAAUGCUCCAUCCUGUCUAACACUGCAGGCAGCCAGGCCUUUGAAGACUUUGUGUCUGGACUGGGAUGGGAGGUGAACCUGGCCACACACUGUGGCUUUAUGGGGGGUCUCCAAAGGAAUGGCAGCACAGGUCUAACAGCUCCUUACUAUGCUACCUCCACUGUGGAAGUUAUUUUCCACGUAUCCACACGGAUGCCGUCUGAUUCGGAUGAUAGCGUUACCAAAAAGCUGCGUCACCUGGGCAAUGAUGAGGUGCACAUUGUAUGGUCUGAACACACCAGGGACUACCGACGUGGCAUCAUUCCAACUGACUUUGGAGACGUGCUCAUUAUCAUCUACCCAAUGAAGAACCACAUGUAUUUCAUCCAGAUCAUGAAGAAACCUCAGGUUCCUUUCUUUGGGCCUCUAUUUAAUGGCGCCAUUGUCACUGGAACACUGUUGCCAAGCUUGGUUCGAGCAACUUGUAUCAAUGCCAGCAGAGCUGUCAAGUCCCGGCUGACUCUCUACCAGAGCUUCUACGAGGAGCGAGCGCUCUACUUGGAGGCCAUUGUUCAGAACCACAAAGAAGUUAUGACCUUUGAAGACUUCGCGUCGCAGGUCUUUUCCCCCUCCCCUGCCUAUCCAGUGAGCGGAACAGCGUGCAGGCGUUGGCCGGGGAUGGUUUGGGACAUGGAGUACCCCUGGGCCAAGCUGGACU
Molecule: messenger RNA, 5894 nt
Organism: Austrofundulus limnaeus
Lineage: Eukaryota; Metazoa; Chordata; Actinopteri; Cyprinodontiformes; Rivulidae
Gene: ralgapa2
Product: Ral GTPase activating protein catalytic subunit alpha 2
Biological process (GO): positive regulation of GTPase activity; regulation of small GTPase mediated signal transduction
Cellular component (GO): cytoplasm; nucleus
Molecular function (GO): GTPase activator activity
Source: RefSeq, a predicted model, not a curated record